CCUCACUUCCCGGAUUUCUCGACACACGCCCAGAAUCUUCGGCACAAACCUGCGCAUCACUCGUUAAAAUCUGUUUUUCGAUUAAACGAAGAGACCUCCGUGUAAAGUAGGUUGCACGACCAUUGAGCGUAUAAAUAUUUCGGUCACAGCAAUAGACUUGAAGGAGCAGCUGCAUCUCCGCUGAGGUGUUGUUGCUAUAAAAUUGGAGCUCGAGCUAAAUUGAACGGCUCAUAGAAUUACAAGAGACAACUGACCAUAAGACCCGAGCAUGUCAAAUGAGGCUGACCACAUCGAGAGUGGAGCAGACAAGGAUACUUCUGAGCAGUCCGUGACACCAAGUCCACCCAGAGGAAGCGCUCCACAAGCCAGCCCACCCAGGAUUGUGUCUGCGGAAGAAUUAAUGGAAACAGCAAAAGGAGUCACCAAUAUGGUUUUGGCCCACGAAAUCAUGGUUAACCAGUCUUUUCAAGUCAAACCGCCAGAGCUUCCUGAAGGAAGUUUGGAGCUCAAAGUAAAAGAGAUCGUUCACCAGGCAUUCUGGGAUUAUCUGGAAGCUCAGUUAAACGAAGAUCCACCGCAGUAUGGCCAUGUUAUCCAACAGCUGGCUGAAAUUAAAGAGACGUUGCUAUCUUUCUUGCUGCCGGGCCAUAGUCACUUGCGGUCCCAAAUUGAAGCGGUUCUUGACCUGACUCUAAUCCAGCAGCAGGCGGAGAAACAAGCACUGGACGUUGGUGCUCUUUCCAAUUUCAUUAUUGAGAUGAUGGGAUCGCUUUGUGCCCCCUGUAGGGAUGAGGAUGUCCGUAAACUGAAGGACAUCACCGAAUUUGUCCCGUUGCUCAAGGCCAUAUUAUCUCUGUUGGACCUGAUGAAGUUGGACAUGGCUAAUUUUGCUGUAAGCUCCAUCAGGCCUCAUCUGAUGCAGCAGUCAGUAGAGUAUGAGAGAAACAAGUUCCAGGAGUUUCUGGACAAACAGCCGAAUGCUUUGGACUACACAGAAAAGUGGCUUAAGGACACAUUGGAGAACAUGGGACAGGUUUCUUCUACUGCUGCCUCUUCUGCUCCUCCUGCCAUCCUCCCUGCUAAUGUCCAUAAUCAAGCAUAUUUGCGACUACUUAAAUGGGAACACCUCUCAGAGCCCUUCCCCGAGACAAUGUUGAUGGAUCAGACUCGAUUCCAGGAAAUGCAGCAGAUGACUGAAAAAUUGGUUUUGCUUUCAUCGAUAUUACUCAUUGUUUACACCACCACGGGAGAAGCCAUUUCAGGCCUUCCGGGUCUCAUGGAGAUGCUUAAAAACACCGUUCACGCCAUGCUUGCUGACAUGCACACACUGUCUUUCAAUCUUCAAGAGACUCUUGUGACCACUGGGGAGAAACUGUGCAUGGAGCUAAAUCAAUGUUUAACCAAGCAUGGCUACACUACAUUAUCUACCGACCUGAAAAACACUCUGAUGGGGCAAAUCUCAGCCACCACAGACCCAGACAACACAGUCCGUCAGUUGAUGGACUCUCGGGUUCAGAGCUACCUGCUGGCUACUCUGGAGUGCAGUCAACACAAGACCCCUCUUCCUAUACCUGGAGGUCUUGCACCCAUCUCCAAGGAGCUAAACGAACUCUCUGUUCGCUUUAGUUGUCUCGUUAAUUUCAACAAGCUUGUCUUCUCCCCCUUCUACCAAAAGAUUCUCCAAAAGUGCCUCUCAUCAGAAGGUUGUGCCGGCACAGAGACAUAAACACUGACGGUGUCGUGACGUAGAUACUCAAGGGAACACUUAAGUUCUACAAACGGAGCUGAGGAUGAUGAUGAGCAGUGCUGGCUGGUAGCAAUACAUUUAUUGCUCAGAGGAAAAUGCCGCAUUUAAAACACACAAGCGCUACUUUGAAAAAUGAAAUGGAAAAAAAACUUCUGCUCCAUCCUAUACCCAGCUUAUAUGUAGAUCAACUCUGUCAAGUCCAAUGAGUUAUUUUUGGACCAGUUCUUGAGUCUUGGGAGGUUUAAAGAACACAUGAUCGUCACAAAUGAGUCACCGGAGCCGCAGUGGUUUUGCAGAUUCAUUUAAAAAUGGAAAAGCAAACUCACAAAUUUGGUCCACCAGCUAUACCAUAGAAUUAACCAAUACUAGUGCUGUGGUUUAGUUCUUAUAGUUUGGUCCAAGAGAUCUGAACUAAAAAGUAGUUGUGCUUUUAGUCGUGGUAAGUCUGAAGAAAAUUACUACUCAACUGUGUUGCUGCUAACUUUCUCCUACCACACUGUAGAUACUUGCGAAAGAAGUGUAUGAAAGAAAGCUUUAGUAUAGACAAUUGGCUUUAGAAAUACAAAAGCACCAGUGCGUGUUGAUACCAGAGGAAAGUAUCAGUCCAUUGACUCUUGUCCAGAGAAGUGACAUUUUACAUCAAUGACAAUGAAAUUUAUUAUACUACAUAUCUUUGUUCUGCUGAUCAGCACUGUGUUGGUCAAUAUUGUGACAGUCUUUUGACUCCCUCAAAAGAGCAUCAAACAGCUGCAGCUCAUUCAGAAUGCUGCAGCUUGGGUUCUGACCAGCAAAAAAAAAAACAGCCGAAAGACCAUCGGCAAUUUGGAGUGGUCAAUCAGUCUACCAUGCAUGUUUUUGGGAUGUGGGAGGAAACUUGACGAUCCGGCGAAAACACACGCGGGCAGAGGGAGAACAUGCAAAGAAUCGGACCCACACCCUCUGAACUGUGAGGCGGAUAUGCUAAACAGUGCGUCACCGUGUGGCGUUAGUUCAUACAUAACAUUAUGAUUAUAUUACACCUGUAUUGUGAGUAUGGUCGUGAUGUUUGCAAGCUGAGCUCUGGCCAACUGUUGUCAUUUUCAGUCAACAGCAAGUGGCAAGAUAGAUAAGAGAUGGAUACGUUUUUAAUUCACUGCUUAAUUCCAAUUUCUCAAACAUAGUAUUAAAUCAGUAUACCCAUGUUUAGACUAGUUAGGCCACAUAGAACAUGUUAUCGAAAAUAAUUUUUUAAAUUUGACUUCACCUUAAAGCAUUUCAAAAACAUUUUUUUUAUAACUCUUGUUCUUGCACUGUACAUUCUUUUAGUAAUUUUAAUAAAGUCAGUGCUUUUAAAUGUUGUAGUACUUCUAUUAUCUGAAGCAUGUAUUGCACUGUGUAUGAAAUGCACUAUAUAAAUAAAGCUGCCUUCUAUUGCUUCAUGGA
Molecule: messenger RNA, 3169 nt
Organism: Syngnathus typhle (broad-nosed pipefish)
Lineage: Eukaryota; Metazoa; Chordata; Actinopteri; Syngnathiformes; Syngnathidae
Gene: tcp11l1
Product: t-complex 11, testis-specific-like 1
Exons: 10
Coding region: 269-1726 (485 amino acids)
Biological process (GO): signal transduction
Source: RefSeq, a predicted model, not a curated record